Naegleria gruberi is the source of this 330-nucleotide messenger RNA. RefSeq lists its product as uncharacterized. The transcript has a single exon. Lineage: Eukaryota; Heterolobosea; Eutetramitea; Acrasida; Naegleriidae. The coding region runs from base 1 to 330 and encodes 109 amino acids. The record is from RefSeq and is a predicted model, not a curated record.
AUGGCAAUUCUUCAUACUGCUCAUGAAAAGUUAAAAGGAACAUUUAGAAAAACGGAUGUACAAGAUCUGUAUGAAUGUACCAUUGAAAUUUUAAUCAAACUAUUGGCCGGAUCAUUGUUUGCUUCUUUAGUUUUAAUAAUGGUUGUUUUCUCAGUUGCCAAGUUCAAAGUGAGAGGAUUGGAACUCAUUUCACCUCUUAUUAUGUCCAUCCAUUUAGCUGUCCAGUUUUGGAUGGAUACACAUGAAGGAGCAUUCACAAAGGAAGUGGAAAGAACUGUUGAACAACACAGAUCUCGACGGGAAAACAGUAAUAAGCCAAAUUGGCACUAA